AUGAACAUUCGAAAUGCAGUUGACGUCAAAUGGUCGGCCACUGUCAAAGGACGUCCCAGUUUACCGUUGUGGUUGCAUUUGAUGCCGUCACGUCACAAGGUGAUCGCAUAUUUGUAUGGAACACCAGUUACUCCACUUAUGCAAAUCGUCAUUCAUGUGAUCGCGCGUCGUCGAGACAACUUCGAGACCGCCCAACAGUUUAUAACCAUUUUUUUCAAUAGUGAUGCACGUUAUAAUUCCUCAACGCAACAAGUGGUAGAAUUGCGUGUGAAGAAUAUGGACCCCGAAGAAUUUAUUCAUGACCGCAGUGGCUUACUUGAGAAGAUGCAAAACUCGCUGAGAGAAUCCUUCCGCGGUCGGGGAAUACAUCCGUAUAUUUUCAAUUUGAUUCCGGCUGUAAACGCCCCACCAGAAAAGACUGCAUACUUCAUUCGCGAUCAUAAAUUUGGAACAAUCAUACAAGCUGGCACUCAAAAACGUUACCAUACGAAUGUGCUGAAUCUGGAGCGUGGCCUUCAAACAAAUCCACAGUAUUGCACACGAAAUCCGCUCGUUCCACUCGAUCGAUAUUUUGCACCAACAUUUCAAAUUGAUUGGUGCAAUUUUCAUGUGAGGAAUGUAACAAUGAUGCAUACGAGCCAAGAACGAGACGUUCCGCGUGCUCGUCUUCUGGCUGCUGUUUUAAACGAAGACGAUGUACAGCAAACGCAGCUGUCGUCGUCCGUUCCAACCACCGAAUCAACGUCGAUCACUGAAGCGGCAGGUGCGAAUUCUAUUCGUACAAGAUAUUACUUCUGGGAGUCUUUCUUGAUGUUCCCGAUGUUGGGUGUUUGUUGUAUAUUACUCUUGAUAUUGCUGAGCGUGAUCUUUUUCGGAAGACGCGAAGGACAACAUUGGAGAGACUACAAAACACCGAAAGAGCAAUUAGAAGAAUAUAUGAGUGUUCGAGAAAGUCAACGUCAUCUGAGGGAAUUAUCUGUGCAAAGACAAAUAUUGCAGAUGGCCUCCGAUCAGUCGUCCUUGACACCAGUUGGUAUUCACACAUUUUUACAACCACGAUCGUCCGAUCAAAAUCUAUCAUCGCAACCGAAUAAGAGCAAUAUCAGUAACUUACCAACGACCGCAUCAAGUGAAUAUGUUCAUCACAGUUCGCGUUCACCAAUUUUGAAAGAGAGGCAAUUGGGCGGAAGUGUGGCUCCUAAGCAAUCCUUAACAAUGCUCGAUAAUGCGCACAACAUACCGAUUGGUAAGCAGACAGUGGCUGAGGCAGCCAAAGCCUGUGGAUCAUCGUUACACCUCUAUCGAAAUCCAUUCGAGGACGAGCCGAGCGAAGAGGACGACGAUGACGACGAAGAGGAGGAUGGCGAGAUUAAUGAGGAGACAUGCUUGAAUAAUACUGAUAAUUAUCGUCAUUACAGUUAA
Molecule: messenger RNA, 1422 nt
Organism: Anisakis simplex (herring worm)
Lineage: Eukaryota; Metazoa; Nematoda; Chromadorea; Rhabditida; Anisakidae
Source: the annotation of a GenBank genome assembly